Lolium perenne is the source of this 2836-nucleotide messenger RNA. Its product is annotated as U-box domain-containing protein 35. NCBI's taxonomy places the organism in Eukaryota, Viridiplantae, Streptophyta, Magnoliopsida, Poales, Poaceae. Gene Ontology annotation, molecular function: ATP binding; ubiquitin-protein transferase activity; protein kinase activity. The record is from RefSeq and is a predicted model, not a curated record. Gene Ontology annotation, biological process: protein phosphorylation; protein ubiquitination.
UCGACCUCUGUCCCUUGCAAUUAUUUCGUUCCAACUAACUUAACCGCAGACGCCUCUGCCCUGUGCCAUGUGCUCAGUCCUCACUCAAUGUCCGCAUCUCUUGACUUCCUUGGCGGUUCCACCCCCCUCUCGUCAUCGUCGCCAUGGCUGCUCAAAGCGAUUGAUUAAGUAGGAGGGUAGAAGAGAUACAGAGAUCGAUGGAGAUUGAGGAAGACGAGUCCUGCGAGACGGUGCCGGAGAUGGAGGCUCCCGGCGUGAGCACGGUGGCGAUCGCGGUGAGCGGGAGCAAGAACAGCAGGCACGCGCUCAAGUGGGCCCUCGACAAGUUCGUGCCAGGAGGCCAGGUCCUCUUCCGGAUCCUGCAUGUCCGCCCGCCCAUCACCAUGGUGCCCACUCCAAUGGGCAAUUACGUCCCGAUUUCAAGAGUGCGAGAUGAUGUAGCAUCGGCAUACAGGGAAGAGGUGGAAUGGCAAGCAAGGAAUAUGUUGCUUCCAUUCAAGAAGAUGUGUGCUCAAAGACAGGUGGAGGCUGAAGCUGUUUUACUUGAAUCUGUAGAUGUGCCUUCUGCUAUAAGCGAAGAAAUCGACAAAUUUAAUAUCGGCAAGUUGGUCUUAGGUUCUUCAUCGAAAAGCAUAUUCCGAAGGAAGGUCAAAGUAAGCAAGACUGCAUCCAAAAUCUCUGAAUGCAUUCCAAGAUUCUGUACAGCAUACAUCAUCUCAAAAGGCAAACUAUCAUUCGUGCACACAGCUACAUCUGAUACCUGUGAAACACCUAGGUCUAUAUCUUCUUCAACUGUUUCUUCUCCUAGCACUAGAAGCCUAUCCUCUAGUGCACGCUCAGAUUGGAUUCACAGAAAUGGAACAGAAAAUGUGGCAUUCCACCAGGCUUCUCUGUCAUCUCAGCAUGAUCACACACUGCCACAGGUCAACAAGUUGUCUAACAGGGGAGCUACCCCUUCAGACAGUACUGGAAGCGAGAUCUCUUACCAUGAUGGCACAACCCUGAUUACGAAUUCACACUCAGUCACAUCGGAAACGCAGCUCAGCAGCAGCAGCAGUGGGAAUUCAAUUCAAAAGAGCUUUCUAAGAGAUACUUCCCUGGAUGGCACUGAUCUGCGGGCAUCAGUUUCAGAUACUGCAACGAGCCUGAACCAUUCGGUUGAGCAGCGCGACCUGAAGCUUGAAAUUGAGAAUAUCAAAGUCAAGCUGCAACAUCUUCAGAAGCUUCAUGAAGUUGAUCAGAAUGAAUCGGUUGACUCCCCUCAGAAAGUAUGCGAUACCUUGGGAAUUCGGCACAACAAGGAGCAAAUUAAGCACAGAGAGAUCGACAUGACAGAACAUAUGGUGAGGAGAUUGGUAAGGAAAAUGGAAAGAGAAGAACAUAAUGUAACCAAAACAGAAUCUCAAACCAGCCUAGACUCUUCUGAAAGGGAAGCAAUACAGACUAAUGGUGAUCACCAAAGUGCCGUCGAAAAGAAAACAGGACAGGAAAUUGCCGGACGAUUUUUUACCGAGUAUAAUAGGUACUCAUGGGAACAGUUACAAGCGGCGACUUCAUCGUUUUCAAGUGAUCUUGUGAUCGGCAAGGGAACAUAUGGAACAGUCUACAGGGCAAAGUUUCCACAUACGGUUGCAGCGGUGAAAGUUCUGAACUCCCUUGAAGGUUUUGGAUCCAAGCAGUUACAGCAGGAGCUUGAGGUGCUUGGCAAGAUCCGGCACCCUCACCUGCUGCUGCUGCUGGGCGCCUGCCCGGAACACGGCUGCGUGGUGUAUGAAUUCAUGGAGAACGGCAGCCUGGACGACAUGCUUCACCACCGCCGGAACGGCACGCCGCCGCUCGCCUGGUACGACCGCAUCCGCAUCGCCUGGGAGGUAGCCACCGCCGUCGCGUUCCUCCAUAGUGCCAGGCCGGACCCCAUCAUCCACCGCGACCUGAAGCCGGCUAACAUCCUGCUCGACCGGAACCUCGCCAGCAAGGUCGGCGACGUCGGCCUCUCCACGGCGCUGCCACUCCGAGCCACGGGAGAAGGCCAGCACACGAUGGUUAAGAACACGGCGCCGGUGGGCACGUUCUGUUACAUCGACCCGGAGUACCAGCGCACAGGCGCCGUGUCGGCCAAGUCCGACGUGUACGCACUCGGCGUCGUGGUGCUGCAGCUUCUAACGGGGAGAACUUCGCCGCUGGGGCUCGCACACGCCGUGGAGACUGCGCUGGAAGACGGUGGCAGCGCCUUCACGGACAUUCUGGACGCAACCGGCGGCAAGUGGCCGCUGGAAGAGGCGCAGGAGCUAGCCGUGUUGGCACUCCGGUGCGCCGAGAUGCGGCGCAGGGACCGGCCCGGGCUGCACGAGCACGUUCUGCCAGCGCUGGAACGGAUCAAGGACGUCGCCGCCAGGGCCGCUCGUCUUGUCCGGUCAGCAUCAGCGGCCACGGCUCCUCCAGGCCAUUUCCUCUGCCCCAUUCUUCAGGAGGUGAUGGUGGAUCCUGUCGUCGCCUCCGACGGGUACACGUACGACCGGAAGGCGAUCGAGAUGUGGCUUGGCAUGAAGGACAAGUCGCCGAUGACGAACCUGAGGUUGCAGAGCAGGAGUCUGAUACCGAAUCACUCGCUCCGGUCUGCGAUCAUGGAUUGGAGGUCCAGCAGCAGAUGAUAAUGGUGGUCAUUUUUGGCGUCCGAGAGACGCAGUGUUGCAGAUUAAUCAGUUUCUUCUCAGUUAGCAAGAUUUGAAGUUUUUGCUACAACUUGUGCAGAAGUAGUCUUGGAAAUUUUAAAUUUGUGUUGUGCAGCUAUAUAGAAAUGUGAAUAAAAAAUACUAAAAGUGGCUCUUAGCUACAA